Messenger RNA from Williopsis jadinii, 1573 nucleotides. It is a transcript of the gene STP3, whose product is annotated as Stp3p. The transcript is spliced from 2 exons. The record is from RefSeq and is a predicted model, not a curated record. The coding region runs from base 288 to 1487 and encodes 399 amino acids. Lineage: Eukaryota; Fungi; Ascomycota; Saccharomycetes; Phaffomycetales; Wickerhamomycetaceae. Gene Ontology annotation, biological process: regulation of transcription by RNA polymerase II. Gene Ontology annotation, molecular function: DNA-binding transcription factor activity; RNA polymerase II cis-regulatory region sequence-specific DNA binding.
GGAGCAAUGAGAAGAUCUGACGGGAUGGUUUGAGAUUUGAGAUUUUUUUUGUCUUUUUGUCUGCUGCUGGUAUGCACAAGUUAUGGUCUCUGAUGCAGAGCAGUGGAUGGGAGUGGAAUUCUGUAUGGCUGCUGGUUGUUGGUGGAAGUUCUCUGCCCUCUAACUUUUCUUUUUCACAGGGCUAUACAUAAUGGUAUAUAUAUAGCCCUUUGUCUCCAUCUUUUGGCGUCGAUCAGUAGAGUGCGUUGUUUAUACUUGUCGUUUAGGUCUGUAUAUAAGAGAGAGAUAUGGACAGUAGUACCACUGGAGAACAGAUGAGUACUAUGGAACAGCUUAACUUCAACAACUACAACAUCGUGCUACCACCGGUCCACAAAGUGAUGCUUCCUCCGCCGUCGCAGAUAUGGGAGUACAACAACAAUGGCGGGAUGAGAAUGCAGUACAACACCAACCCUGUGGGAAAUGGCCCCAGUAACGGCGUGAGCCAGCUACAGCAGAUGCAACAGAUGCAACAGAUGCAACAGCAGUUGCAACAACAAUCACAGCAACAGUCACAGCAAUCUCAACAGCUACAACAGCAGGCACAGCUCCAAGCACAACAACAGUUACAGCAACAGCAGUUACAGCAACAGUUGCAACAGCAGCAGCAGUCACAGUCUAUGCAACAACAACAGCAAUCACAGAUACCGGCACACAUACAUCAGGCCCCACAGUACGCCAACUUCUACGACAGUGCCGCCACGUCCUUGGGCACAAACACUCCCAUCACUCAGACGCCUUCGCCAACAGAUCAUAUGCAACCUAUGCUCCAGCUGAAUGGUGCACAUUCCUCCACGACGACGAGCUCGCUGUCGAACUCCGUCACGAAUGCGGAUGCUUCAAAGUUCAAGGCCAAGAAACCGAGAAAGAAGAGACAGUGCCCGGAGUGCUCCAUGUGGUUCUCGAACCUUUCGACACACAGGGCAAUCCAUCUCACUCCUGAGAACAGACCAUACCUGUGUCAGAUCUGUGGCCGGGGCUUUUCCAGAUCCAAUGACCUGUUUAGACACAGCAAGCGCCAUUGGAAGGAGAUGGGGGACGACAAAGGCGCGUUCAAGUGUCCCUUCAACACCAAUCUGUUUGGCUCCGGUGAAUUGAACAAGGAGACGUCGUCGCUGGUGCCAUGCCAUCCAACCGGUAUCUUCUCGAGAUGCGAUACGUAUAAGAACCACUUGAAGGCGUUACACUUUGAAUACCCUCAAGGAACGAAGAAGAAGGACAGAGCUGGCGUCCGAGGCCGUUGCAAACAUUGUGGUAAGACAUUCAACAACGUGAACGAAUGGCUCGACCUUCACGUUGAGACCGGCAACAGUGGAUCUGUUGCUAAUGGCAGCAUCAAUGCGGGCGGGAUGGCCAUUCCUCAGAACGUUGGCAUGCCAAUGUCCAUGCCAAUGCCGAUGAGUAUGCCGAUGAAUAUGAACAUGCCUAUGAACAUGAACCUCAAAUGAAGAACUAUUAGAAAGUGUAUCCGCAUAUACCUAUUAUUAUUAUUGUCAUUAUUAUCGUUAUUUAUCCACCAUCUGUUAUUAUUCAC